AGUCAGUCGCAUAUUAUAUACCGUAUAGUGUAAUCAAGUUUAUUGUUAAAACUUUGAAAUUAUUGUGAAAUUGCGAUAACGCAAAUAAAACAAUUAUAAUAGUGAACACAGUGAUCUAUUUAGUGAAACAGUUUGGAUCUCAUAGUGCUGUGAAUUGGAUUUGCAGUGAUUCUUUAAGUUCAUGAAAAGCAGUUGAUUUUGCUGUUUUUCCUCUUGUUUUACCUUUAUAAUGUGUUUUAUCCGUUAUUGAAAGUAACGGAGCGUAACUUGAGAAAUUUAUAUCUCAUCUAUCUUGAACAGAGAAACGCCCUUCAAGGAUAUUUAUUCUAUUUUAAUAGAUACAACGGCCUAUAGUGGUCUAAUUGGCAAAAUCUCAAGUGAGUCAGUGACGAUGCAUUCUAGCAAAAUGUGUUUAAAAGUGAAGCAAAAUGUGCUAAUAUCGUGACAGUGUGUCAUCAUGUCGCCUGACAAACGGAAGAGAAGAACCGUAAAAGUCAGCAAAAGGACUCGUAUCUAGCGAAGGCGUAAGGGUGAAUGAUCUCAGUAUUUUAGUGCUCAAAAUAAUAAAAAGACUGAAUAACCGUUAAGCAACCAGCGACCGUAACGAUGAUCGCCUUAAAGAAACUCUACGGGGACGAGCUGCUCCGCCUAGCUUUAGUUUUAAGCCUUCUCAAGGCAAAUCCGGAAGAGUACCUCGAGAUAGAAACACAGCAGUUGCUAACUGGCCUGAAUAUAUCCAACGGGUCUGAUUGGUCUCUAGAGCAGGAGGCCAGAACGCUGAUCAGACCAAGAUUCGUGCACCCGAAAUCACUGGACAACAUACUGGUGAACUACGAGCAGCAGCUGUUCGAGGAGCUAAACUCCCUCGGCCGGUAUAAUUAUCGGGUGAACAAUGACCGGAUGUGGCAUAAUCGGGCGAUACACACGUAUUUGGUUAAUAACGUCGCGACCACAGUCCAACCCGUGCCGCCGAGCGAUACGGAACAACAUGACUCGCAGGACGCCGUGGCGGCGGACGACAAUGUAGCCCAGGAAGUCAAGAUAACAGAGGAGGAAUCUACAGAUGCUGAUCCCCAACCGGACGCAGUUGUUACCCUCUCAGCGGACUUCUUCGAGAACAGAACUGAAUCUGAUAUAUUCGCGGAAAUCGGCACACGGUCGUUCGACGUCAACGAGUUUCUGGUCAAUCAUACGGAAGAAAUGCAGAUUAAAAAAGAGCCGCAAGACGAUAUGCUAGAUGUCCUUGUGAAAAAGGAAAGGGAUGAGGAUCUGUACAGUGACAAUGCUAUCGAUGACUUCGUGCCGUAUUUCACGGCGAAAGCAGAGAAGUUGGAACUGGGGGAACCUAAUUCCGUAUUCCAUCAGAACUUAGCAGAUUUACAGGACUAUGGAGAGUUGUUCGAUGACGUCAAAGAGCUACGGAAUGAUUUGGAAUAUCUAGACGUAAAACAACAGCAAGAGAACUUGGAACAGUAUCUAUUAGAGAAUACGCCUUUGGACACAGAGGUGUACGAAUUAGCUCCAAUUUUCGAAGAGGAGCUUGUGCUUGACGUGAAGAGGGAAAGAGCAAGCACCAGUUUCACGGCCAGUUCUAGUGGUGUGAGCGAGAUGGACGUAUCGGAUGUGCCUGAUGUGAAGAUGGAGCCAGAUGAAGGGAAUCACACUGGGGAUGAGCUGACGCAAGAGGACAUGGAUCUAAUCGAGGUGUUGUGGAAGCAAGAUGUCGACAUGGGUUUCUCGCUCGAGGAUCCUUUGCACAUCGAGGGACCUCAAGCGACGAAAGUGGAACUCGCGAAGGAGUUGGACAAAGAUCCUAAAGUACUGGAAAAGAAUAUAAUUGAGGAUAAUGAGAAAAUUGAGAAGGUCAAGGCUUCUCUGCUUGAUGCUGAUAAGGACGACCUAUGGGCUGGAUUGUCUUACACCGUCGAUACAGAGACAGGUGAAUGCGUGCUACAAAGUGACCUACCGAGGGAAUUAGAAGAGGCCGAAGAAUCAAGAUUCGAUCUUCUUGAAGAAGCGCUACAGUUGGUUGAAUUGAGAGACGAAGAUAAGAAUGUACAGCCUGAGGCGGUAGGCGGCAGCGGUGGAGGGGCCGACAUGCUGCACCCGGCGGUGCGGCACUUGCCGCAUCACCCGCUCGCACACUAUCAUAACCAGUCGUUCAUGCGCUCCAUGUCGGUGGAGCAGCGCUGGCAGGACCUCGCGUCGCUGCUGACGAUACCGCCGCCCCCGGACCAGUACCAACACUACCACCAGCACGCUCACCACGCGCAUAAUAUCAGCCACGGUGCGGCCGGCUAUGCCCCCAACUACGCGUCUCACGCCCCACUCGGCCCCGGCCCCACGGCCCCACAUGCUGAGAAACAUAGCGAGACAUAUGGUGCUGCAGCGCCUCUCGAGAGCUCUUACAAGGUGGAAUCAGCACAUCAUCCUCAACAACACGAUGCCGUGUAUUAUCAGAAUUCUACAUCGGAAAUGGCGCCGAACCAAGAUGGCUUCCUGCAAUCUAUUUUAAAUGAUGAAGAUCUUCAGUUGAUGGAUAUGGCGAUGAAUGAAGGCAUGUACACGAUGCGCAUGCUAGACGGUGCGUCCGCGCACGUGCCUCAGAACCAUCCGCACAUGCCGAUUACAACUGCUGAGCGGGACUCAGCAUCUGACAGUGCUGUAUCAUCUAUGGGAUCUGAACGAGUACCAUCGCUAUCGGACGGCGAAUGGUGCGACGGGAGCGAUUCGGCGCAGGAGUUCCAUAGUUCAAAAUUCCGCCCGUACGAGAGCGCAUACGCAAGAGAUAGAUCGCACGCGCCGCAGAAGAAACACCAUAUGUUUGGGAAGAGAUGUUUUCAGGAACAACCGCAACUAGAGCCUCUCGUCACACGACCGCCUGCUGUGAAAUAUGAAUGCGAACAAACAUACCACCAUGAUAGCAUGCAUAUGCAUAACGUGGAUUUCUCUCGUCAUCAAUUGAACCAACACGUUCCUCUGCAGCCCGCGUUGGAUUUGAACACGGCACAUUCAAGUCAUGCUAUUAUACAGAGUAACGUAUCGCCCGCUCGUUUCGCGCCGGAUUCCCGAGUUCGUCACAACCAUACAUACAGCGCACCGCUACCACCGGAACAACGGCAACCUAUACGGGAUAAACGAGCUCGUCGUCUAACGGACAGUAGCGGAUCGGAAAGCGGUCACUUAAGCAGAGACGAGAAGAGAGCAAAAGCGCUUGGUAUACCUCUAGAAGUCCACGACAUAAUAAACUUACCGAUGGAUGAAUUCAACGAACGUCUAUCUAAGCACGACUUAAGUGAAGCACAACUAUCACUUAUUCGUGACAUACGGCGUAGAGGCAAGAACAAGGUGGCAGCACAAAACUGCCGCAAACGUAAACUCGACCAAAUAACCUCUUUAGCGGACGAAGUACGUACAGUACGAGACCGCAAGUUGCGAGCUCAAAGAGAUAGAGCUGCAUUACUUGCUCAAAGGCAACGGCUGAAGGAACAUUUCGCGGCGCUAUACCGUCAUGUGUUCCAGAACCUACGUGACGGCGAAGGUAGACCACUCUCCUCAGCGCAAUACUCGCUUCAACAAGCGGCCGAUGGGAAUGUAGUGCUUGUGCCCAAGAUGAGCCAGCAUGGCGAUCAUCCGAUGAACCGUACCGACGACGAUAUGGACCGGAAGAAAAACUACGAGUGACGUCAUCGAUGACGUCACACGUCAAUCCGCCUGCUCGAUACACAUGGAUAUUAAUUAUAAAUACAUAAAGAAAAAUACAUAUACGGAAAAUCGUGAAAAAUUAACAUAUUUAUGUAUAUGGAAAAUUGUGAAAAAUUAACAUCCAUAUAUGGAAAAUGUGAAAAAUUCGCAUAUGUACGAAAAAUCGGGAUAAAUAAAACAACAUGUUUAAUUGUAAAAAAGUUUAUAUAUAUGGAAAAUCUUGGAAAAAUACACAUACCUAUAUGGAGUAUCAGAUAAAAACCAACAAAAACUGAAAAAGCGUGUGUAAUAGUUUUUUUUUUUAGAUUUUUUGUUAAUUUGAAAAACGGUCAAUAGAUGGCGCUGUUAUUAAAAAUACAUAUUUCAUUUUUUGUUGAUUCCUUUUUUUUGUAUAUACGAGUACAGAUUUUUGUUGAAGGCAGUUAUAAAUGAUGGUAGGAAAUUUACUUUUUUGUUACAUAUGUCUUCAGUUAAUUAAAAAUAUAUGAAAAAUUGUGAAAAGGUUUUCAAAUAUGUUUUGCACAGGCUUUUAAAUAAAAAACAAGUUUUUUUAGAAAUAUAGACCAAGUAAGAUUUAAUAUAUUUAUUUAGAAUAUUUAUUUACAAUAACAAUAAAUUUUCACGGAA
Colias croceus (clouded yellow) is the source of this 4332-nucleotide messenger RNA. Its product is annotated as segmentation protein cap'n'collar-like. The record is from RefSeq and is a predicted model, not a curated record. Gene Ontology annotation, biological process: regulation of transcription by RNA polymerase II. The coding region runs from base 607 to 3684 and encodes 1025 amino acids. The transcript is spliced from 22 exons. Gene Ontology annotation, cellular component: nucleus. Gene Ontology annotation, molecular function: RNA polymerase II cis-regulatory region sequence-specific DNA binding; DNA-binding transcription factor activity, RNA polymerase II-specific. Lineage: Eukaryota; Metazoa; Arthropoda; Insecta; Lepidoptera; Pieridae.